AUGGCGAAGAAGAACACCGACAGCGCGGAGCUGGCGCGGAGGCUGGACGGGCAGGUCAUGGUCAUACCGGACCUGGGGAGGUUGAUGGGCCACUGGCCCUGCAUGAGGAACGCGCACGCUUCGGACAUCGAGGGGCAGGUCGGCGAGUUGCUGGAUCGGACGGCCUCGCCUAGGGAUAAGGAGAAUGUUGAGGAGGCGAACCCGGCUUUGCUUGCGGCGUGUCUGUGGCCCAAUGUGUCGCUGGAGCAUCUGAGGACGUUGACACAGAUGGUCCUUUGGCAGGGACGGCUCGAUGACUACAUCGAGGCGUUGGAGUACGAGAACUCGGAGCGGGCGAGGGAGUUCCGGGCCAAGACCAAGGAGUACGUUGCGCAGUAUCUCCAGCUUUCGGAUCUGCCGCGGGAGCCGCCUGCGACGAGUGCCAUUUCGGAUUUCCAGCAGGUAGCGCAGGUGAUUUGCCGGUACUAUGACCAGGACCAGCGGAGGGCUCUGAGGGUCAGCUUGUUCGAGUACAUUGACUCAACGGUGUCGGAGAUGCGGUACAUCCAGAGCGGGGAGGUACCGACAGACCGGUACUACGAGGAUCUGCGGAAGAGGACGGCGGGUGCUGGGCCACUUUGUGCCUUGGCCGAGUUUGUUGCGGGAGUGCAGUUGUCUGGACUGGUCACUGGCUCGAUCCCAUACAAGCUCAUGCUUGAGGCGGUCAGUGUCAUCAUUGGACUGACGAACGACUUGCUCUCAUUGAGCAAAGAGCUGAGAAAGGGUCGAAUCUUCAACGCGGUGCCGGUGCUCCUGUGGAACGGCGAACGCGGCGAGCUGGCGGAGGUCGUCGAGCACGUGGUCGGAGAAAUCGAAAAGGCCGUCAAGAGCUUCGACGUGUGCGAGUCGAGGCUCAUCCGCCAGUACCGGGGUGAAGCGGACCACAUCCGGCUGGUGGCCGAGGCUCUGAAGACCGUUUGCACCGGCAACUUGGCCUGGAGUCUGGAAUCGAAGAGGUACAAAGUGGGCGAGCCGGGCGAGGACGGCAGUUUGGAGCAGGUGUUGAGAGCUCCCUGA
Messenger RNA from Colletotrichum chrysophilum, 1056 nucleotides. RefSeq lists its product as uncharacterized. Bases 1 to 1056 code for a protein of 351 amino acids. The transcript has 8 exons. NCBI's taxonomy places the organism in Eukaryota, Fungi, Ascomycota, Sordariomycetes, Glomerellales, Glomerellaceae. The record is from RefSeq and is a predicted model, not a curated record.